AUGACCUUCUUCAUAGCUUGUUCGUUCUCUUGCGGAAGGUCGAGGGGAGAGCGCAGCGACAGGCGCGACAGGGACCGGGACAGGAGGGAGGAGAGGAGCGAGCGAGAUCGAAGGGACGAUCGAAGGGCCGAGGAGAGGAACAACGGCAGCUCGUCGAAGAACAGCAGCAAUCACGUCAACAGUUCCAACAGCAACGAGGUCCUGCCGUCGGCGAACGCGAGCAACGCGCCCAGCAUGGGCACGCAGAUGGAACCGGCGGCCGGUGUCUGGGGGAUGGGCGUGGGCUAUCCCAUGAUGGGCAUGGGCCCCAUGGGUCCGAUGGCGCCCAUGAUGGGCGAGAUGACGCUAGGCCCGCACAUGAGCCACACGCACGGGUACAAUCCGAUGGGCAUGGGCAUGAUGUCGCACGACGGCAGCAUGAUAGGCGCUCAAAUACUGGGCGCCGAGCAGAUCAUGACGGACGCUGCGCAGAUAAUGACCGCGAGCCUGCCGCCGCCGCCGAUGACGCCUCAGGGUACCAAAGAGAUCAUACACUGCAAGAGCUGCGUGCUGUUCCCGCCGAAUCCGAACGCCCCGCCGCCCACCACGCGAGAGAGGCCGCCCGGGUGCAGGACGAUUUUCGUGGGAGGGCUGCCGGAGAACAUCACCGAGGCUAUAAUACAGGAGAUCUUCGAACGGUGCGGGGAGAUAACUACUUUGCGCCUCUCGAAGAAGAACUUCUGCCACAUACGCUUCGUUCUGGAGGCCAGCGUCGACGCGGCGAUCUAUCUCUCGGGUUACAGAGUGAGAAUAGGAUCCAGUGGAGAACCUGCAAAUACCGGUAGACUUCACGUAGACUUCGCUCAGGCUAGAGACGAUCAGUACGAGUGGGAGUGCAGACAACGACAAUUGCAAAGAGAGCAACGCCACAGGGAAAGAGUGGAGAAGGAGAGACAGAGGCCGCCGUCGAGUCCGCCUCCGGUAGUGCAUUACACAGACCACGAGGCGUCGAAUAUCUGCGAAAAGAUUAAACAAGACGAUACGUUUAUGAAGGCAGUGCAAAUCGUUGUAACGUGGCUGGAACGUGGGGAUUGCAUCAAACGUAACGCCAAUAUCUUCUACUCCAUGAUACAAUCGACGAACUCGCACGUGCGACGGCUGCUGACGGAGAAGGCCGCGUACGAGGAGGAGCUGCAAAAGGCGAAGGAAUUGAUGAAGGGAAGAAUGCAGGGACUCCUCAUACAAUUCAGUCAGAUCGAACGAGUCUUUACUGCGGCCAGCCACAAGAAGGUCUGGGAUCACUUCACUAAGGCGCAGCGGAAGAACAUCGAGAUGUGGAAGAAACAAUCCUCGGAAAUAAAAGCGGUACAGCUGGAAGACAGUCUGAUCGAGGGCGAGGGCGAGAUGGACGUGUCGGACUCGGAGGAGGAGCCUCAACGUAAGAAGACGCGCGGUCAGUUGGACGGCAAUCAAGAGGACGUCGAGAGGCUGCAGAGCCUCAAAGAGGAGAACGACAGUCUGAGAUGCCAAUUGGAAGCGUACAAGAAUGAGGUGGACCUCUUGAAGUCGGAAACGAAAGCCGAGCUGGAGGGCAAGGAGAAGCAGAUGAAAAUGCUGCAGCAAACGUUGAAGGGUAUGCAGGAGCAGCUGAUGCAGUCGCGCAAGCAGCAGGCGCAGGACGAUCAGAAGAUCAAGGACCUGACCGUAAAGCUGAACGCCACGAAAAAGGAGGAGCCCAGGGAGAGCGAGAUCAUCACGCUCGACAAGGACGACGAUAUUAGCGAAGAACCGCGCACGCCGAAGCAACACAUUCUCGCCUCCAGCUUCAUGCAAGUGACCCAGAAGGAUGCUAAGCUCAUCGGGCUCAUAGCAACGUUUCUACACAUCCACCCGUUCGGCGCGAGCGUCGAUUAUCUAUGGUCCUAUCUGCAGAAAAUGGAGCCUGGCAUCAAACCGAAUGAAGUCGAGGUUUUGAUGCAACGUUUUCCACAGGUCUUCAAGCAGGAAUUGUUCGGUAUCGGCGCGAAUAUGGAGAGACGCUGGCAAUUUUCAGGUUUUAACAUUUAUCGCAAUCAUUGAAGAAUCUAGACGACUGAAUGUGUAAAAAAAACCGUUGAAAGUACAUUUGUCUCGUUAUUCGUUUCUCUCUUUCUCAUUGUUCGUAAUCGGGAUCUGUCCGUGGCGAGCGUAUUAAAACGAAUUAAGAAAAGAUCUGAUGUUGUGAAUUAAUAAAAUGUCUCUACCGAUUCUUAAUUUUAACGAUA
Molecule: messenger RNA, 2243 nt
Organism: Vollenhovia emeryi
Lineage: Eukaryota; Metazoa; Arthropoda; Insecta; Hymenoptera; Formicidae
Product: ecto-NOX disulfide-thiol exchanger 2
Exons: 9
Coding region: 1-2058 (685 amino acids)
Biological process (GO): ultradian rhythm
Cellular component (GO): plasma membrane; external side of plasma membrane
Molecular function (GO): protein-disulfide reductase activity; RNA binding
Source: RefSeq, a predicted model, not a curated record